This is a messenger RNA of Rhopalosiphum padi (bird cherry-oat aphid), 1259 nucleotides long. RefSeq lists its product as uncharacterized. The record is from RefSeq and is a predicted model, not a curated record. NCBI's taxonomy places the organism in Eukaryota, Metazoa, Arthropoda, Insecta, Hemiptera, Aphididae. The transcript is spliced from 6 exons. The coding region runs from base 222 to 1016 and encodes 264 amino acids.
UUAUCAUAACGAACACUAAUUUAUAAAUACUAUUCGACCAAAACAACAAUACGUGCGUAGUUCGGGAAAUGCCGAUGGUAUCGUUAGAAUAGGAUUCUUCAGUAUACUUAGAACUUGCGUGGUCGACUGGUGUGGUAUACUGUCUGACUCAUUUACAACAGGAAGUCUCUUGUUUUUAAUUCAUUACACCAAAGCCACAGGUCAAUCACAAAAACGCGAAAAUGUUGAAACAGCACCUUGACAUGAUCGGCAGGAACGAACCCAUCCAAAGAAAAGCCAAAUUCUGGCAAUCCUACGUCAGAGCAUUAAAAGGCUCAGAUGAUAUGAGGGCACCGGAAAUCACACACUACCACACACCCGGCAGCAGGGGAGUGUUCAGGCCCAUCUUGAGCGCCGACUACCCGACAUGGCCCAGCUACAAGUCCAUCUACGACGACCCAGUGCACCCGACCGACAGAAUCAACACACCGGGAUACCGUUACCUGCCAAUCUCAAGAGACACGUACGGCAUAUCGCCCAGGAACAUUUACCCGCACAACUACCACUCCGACCGCUACCCGACAUACGAUCCCUAUCACACUGAACCGUUCAAAGCGCUACAAGACUGGACGGAUCAUUUGGAUCGCAUGGCCGAACUCAACAAAAUAUUCCCCGGGGACCAUCCGGCGUACUACGAACCAAAGAAACCCUUACCGCUACCGGAGAGACGAGCAACAUCCCUACCGCCCAUCAAAGGUUACAACUUCUCAGGUUUACCUAUUUACUCAACCGGUGGAGUCAAGAGACGGCCACUGUCCGAGAUGUUCGAGCCGAGCGUAUACACACCCAGGUCAAGGUACGUCCGAGACCCAUGGUGGUGGGAAUACCCACACCUUAAACCAUUUACGCCGAGUAGCUCAUCGUACAGGCCACCCGCAAAAUCGUAUCUGAGGAACAGCUACUUGUCGCCGGUGAAGAGAACCUACUUGUGGGGACACCAUCCCAUCAGGCCGUUCACUCCAAGCUACUAUUAUUAAAAACAAAACAAUUCUUAAAAAACUACAAACUCUAUCCAUGGGUCAGCAUCAUCAUCUUCAUCAACAAGCCGAGUUCGAACAUGCAAUGCCACGCAACUCAUCGUGAGAAGCUAAACAGUCGAUAAUGUAAUAAUUUAUUUUUAUAUACAUCACUUCGAAACAUUUCAAUCCAUCAAAUGCAUUAUUUAUUAUUUAUUAAAUGUAUUGACACAUCUGCGCUUUAAUAAACAGAAUCCGGAAGUC